GCGGCCCCGCGUGUUUCAGCGAGUGGGGCCGGUCUGGGCUGUGGAUUUGGAAGCUACGUGGGACCGUGAGGUGUCUCGGCCGGCUACGGCGCGUAGUUUUUUGGGCUUACGCCGCUGACUCUGUUGUCUCCGCCCAGUCACGGGAGAGGGAAGCGCAGGGGGAGGGUCUGUGGGGAUAGAGCUGGAGCCCCUGAAGGGGAAGGGAGCAGCCGGGGUUGGGGGGCGUGGAGCGCCUGCCUGCAGGGCUGCAGCCCAGAAUUGGGGAGCAAUCGAGAGGGGAGGUUCACCAUAGGCAAGGUCCGCACCCGCCGGGAUCGGGGCUGCUCCCGAGGAAGGCCUGGGGCAGCCGCGCGAUGUUUGGGGCCCGGUGCCUGGUCCGAGCCCUGCGCCCCUGUUCCUCCGCCCCCUGCCCGAGACACAAACCUUCAGCCAGACUGAGCGUGCGGGAUGCUCUCGGGGCCCAGAACACGAAAGGGGAGCGCGUUAAGGUCCAGGGUUGGAUUCGUUCAGUCCGAUCCCAGAAGGAAGUCUUGUUCCUGCAUAUAAAUGAUGGAUCGUCUUUGGAAAGCCUUCAGGUUGUAGCAGAUUCAAGCUUUGACAGUAGAGAACUGGCUUUUGGGAGUUCUGUGGAAGUUCAAGGGCAACUGGUAAAAAGUCCAUCCAAAAAGCAAGAUGUGGAACUGAAGGCAGAAAAAAUUGAAGUUGUUGGAAAUUGCGAUGCCAAGGCUUUCCCUUUUAAAUAUAAAGAAAGGCAUCCUCUGGAGUAUCUGAGACAAUAUCCUCACCUUCGGUGUAGAACUAAUGCUCUGGGUUCUAUACUGAGGGUUCGUAGUGAAGCCACAAAUGCUAUUCAUUCUUUCUUUAAGGACUGUGGCUUUGUGCAUAUUCAUACUCCAAUAAUCACAUCCAAUGACUGUGAGGGGGCUGGAGAACUGUUCCAAGUUGAACCUUCAAGCAAAAUUAAGGUACCUGAGAAGAAUUUCUUCAGUGUUCCUGCUUUCUUAACUGUUUCAGGACAACUUCACCUAGAAGUGAUGUCAGGAGCUUUUACUCAAGUGUUUACCUUUGGUCCAACAUUCCGAGCAGAGAAUUCUCAGAGCCGGAGACACCUGGCAGAGUUUUACAUGGUAGAAGCAGAGAUUUCUUUUGUUGAGAGUCUUCAAGAUCUCAUGCAGGUUAUGGAGGGACUCUUCAAGACUGCAACAAUGACAGUUCUCUCAAACUGUCCUGAAGAUGUUGAACUCUGUCACAAGUUCAUAGCUCCUGGCCAAAAGGACAGAUUAGAACAUAUGCUAAAAAACAACUUUUUAAUCAUUUCUUAUACUGAAGCAAUAGAGAUCUUAAAGCAGGCAUCUCAGAACUUCACCUUCACCCCAGAGUGGGGUGUUGAUCUACAUACCGAACAUGAAAAGUACCUGGUGAAGCACUGUGGCAACAUACCAGUCUUUGUCAUUAAUUAUCCAUUAGCACUCAAGCCUUUCUACAUGAGAGAUAAUGAAGACGGCCCUCAGCACACAGUUGCUGCUGUUGAUCUUCUGGUUCCUGGAGUUGGAGAGCUCUUUGGAGGAAGCCUCAGAGAGGAACGGUACCAUUUCUUGGAGCCGCGACUGGCCAGAUCAGGACUAACAGAAGCCUACCAAUGGUAUCUGGACCUCCGUCGAUUUGGAUCUGUUCCCCAUGGAGGUUUUGGAAUGGGAUUUGAACGCUAUCUGCAGUGCAUCUUGGGAAUUGACAACAUCAAAGAUGUUAUCCCUUUUCCAAGAUUUACUCAUUCAUGUAUAUUAUAGCCGGAAGCCUGGUUAAGGAAAAUCACCCCAUGCCAGAGGUACUGCACAUGAAUAUGCAUACAGGAGAAUGCAUGUUUGAAUUUUAGAAAUGGAGAAGUUUUCGGUAUGUGAUUGUCAUGCCAUAAGGUAGAGCAUAUGAAAAAUAGAAGUGAUCAUAAUUUUCUUAGAAAGUUGACAGCAUUUCAUGGAAAGAUGAACUCCCUCAAAAAGAGGUACUUGUGGCAGGUAGAAUCUCAAAUCUGUUAUGUCAAUUAAGAAGAAAUGAAAAGACUGAACUGUGGUCUCAGAGUCCUUUCAAACUCUCAAGACAGGAUGAGAUAGUGUAUUUUCAUUUGUCUUUAAUCAUUAGAUCACUGUCCUGUGUGGCCUUUGAAAACCACUAGUAGGUAAAAAGAAAAUGUUGGGUCUUUUUUCACAUGCCAUUUAACCUAUGAUAAAUGCCUAUCUUAUUUUCAUCGCUUUAGUAGACAUCACAGAAGAAAAUAUUACUUUCAGGGUCCUAAAUGAGUUAAUAAAGUUACUAUUCUGAAUUGAAAUCUUUCUUCAUCAGACUGAGUGAAAAAAGUGACAUUUAAUAACUGUUGAUCUUUAAUUAUAAAAGCGAAUAAGAUGUAUUAAUUAUCUAAACUAAUGACUUAUAAUUUGUUUAUAGUAGCUGUUUAUAACUUCUCUAAUAAUCAAUAAAAUAGUAGAUUUUUGAUACCUAUGAAAGAAAAAUACAUUUUUAAAUUCCACUUGGCCUUUUCCCAGUAAAAUUUGGAAGAAAAAUAUUUUCAAUGCAAGAUGAGGGUGCCAAUAUAGCUAAACUUAAAGGAUGGGUAAUUCUGGACUCAAAAAGUAACAUCGUCUGUUAGAGUUUUUGAGAGAAUUGCUCAUUUGGGAGUUUGAGACCUGACAAUUGUAGCACUUUAUGCCUAUGAUUUUGGACAAGCCACUUAACUCUGUAUGAGUUCAUACGUCAUUUUCCUCAGAGUUGAUACAGCAGUUACAUGAAAGUGUUGUGUGUAUGUGUUUAAAACUGUGAAAUGCUACACAAAUUGUUUUUAACUCUUUUAGUCUUCAUUAAGUUAUAUAUCUAUGACUUACAGCAAAGUUGUAUACUCAGUAGAGUUUGUAUGUAUCAAAUAAGGGUAAACGGCAUGCGUGCCUGAAUAAUCAAUUUUCUGUGUCUCAUUAGAUAAUUUAUCUUAGUUUAUUUCCUAAUGAGUGUGUAUGUGCACUUUAUUUCAUCCUAACUCAAAGCAGACAACUGAAAAUAACUGCAGAACCUUAGAGCUGGAGAUCACAAAAGUCACUGAGAUGUUCUCAUGACCAAACUUCUGCCCGAUGCAGAGAGAUCCUACACACCUGGGCAGCCUCUUCUUGGCAAAGUGCUCGGUAUCCCACCAAAUAGCUCAUUCCAUUUCUGCAUCUCCCUAAUUGGUAGCAUUUGCUGAGCUAAAAUCUACCUCCCUAGAACUUUAAUUUCCUGGGCUUCGAUACCAAGUUUAGGACAGGACAAAAGAGGUAAUUAGGGCUUUCAUAAAGCUUGCCUCAAUCAUGGGUUAGAGAGAGAAAUUCAUUUGUUUGUUCAACAAAUAUUAUUUGAGCUUAUUCUACAUGCCAAGAACUGUGCUAGGUGCUAAAUAAAUGAUAGUGAACGAAACAGAAAUGACCCCUGCCUUCAUGGAAUUUAUAGUCUGUUAGAGAAGAUACACAAUCAGUAAGCAAACAAACAUACUAUUUCAAAAUAUGACAUAAACUAUAAAAUUUUAUAAAGAGCAGGGCAAGCAUAGAUGAGCUUGCUAGAGAAGGCAUCUCUGAAACGGUGAUCUUUAACCUUAGACCUGGGGGUAAAUGCAGAAACCGUUCUGAAACAUUCUCAGCAUCAGUACUGAUUGGACAUUCAGGUCUUAAUACUGUAUUAAUUUUGUGGAGUGAGAAUCACAAACAGAGGCCCCCAACCCGGAGGCACUAAUAUUUUCCAAGGCUAUCAGGAAUCAUGUCUCCAGCAAUUCUUGAGGAACCAGAUAGAAUUCUAAUGUCAACGUGAUGGUGGGGCCUCCUAAAUAACAGUGGUGUAAAAAAUAGUGAAUCAGGAAAACUCCAGGUUCCCAUCCCAUGCCACCAUUGAUGUAGCUGUGGAGCUCUAAUCAAGCAAGAUCAUCUUUGUGCCCUCCAAUUACAUCACCCGCAGAACUGUCCUUCCCAAGUGCAUCAACUCUAAGGCUUCUUCUUCUGUCUCUUGAUCUUUCAGGAAUCUGUGCUGGAGAUAAUCACUAAAAAUAAUUGAUUUAGAGUCUAACCUUUACAUUUUGUUUUAGUACACAUUAGGUCUCCGAAAAUGUACCGGGAAAUCAAAUCACUGAAAGUCUUACAGUAGACUUAAGUGUGUUCCUUGUGUGUGUAUGUGGGGUGGGAGAAGGUCCUUCUCAAAUAAACCUUGUUCCCUGCCUUUCUGAUAGUCUUCAGCAGUGUAUUUCUCAGCUUUCAUACUUAUUCAUUCUUUUCCUCUACAUUUGACCACACAACGAGUAUCUAGUUGAAGCCAAACACUUGCCACUCAUAAGAAGCCUAAAAAUUUACAUCUUUGGCUCAAUACUUUUAUUUUACCAAUAAUUGAACAACAACAAAUACUGGUGUCAAAGAUGAUGAAAAUGCCAAAACUCAGCAGCAACAGCAGGAAGAAAACUUUAAAAUGUCCAUUUGUCAGCUAGUAUAUGAAUAUCCAAAUUCUACGGAUAAGCAGCAUCUUAUAAUUGUGUGUAUAAUGAAUAGAAGUGUAGAUUUCAUAGUUGAGGACUGCCUGCACUAUAAUAAUAUUCUUAUAGGACUUCAUUUGUGAGAGAAAAGGUGAUUUGAGGGUGUUAAUUUUUAUUUGAGUAACCAGUUUCCAAUGAGGGAAAAAUCUGAUUUUCUGUUUUCCCAAGAUUUUCAAACAUCACCUCAAAAUAGUAACCCCAGCCACCCAAGAAAGAGUGUAUUUUGAAACUUAGAAAUGGUUUUUCCAUCAUUAAUUUCCAUUCUCAUUUCAAAUUUUGAAGUAGGUGGAGAAAAAUAGUUACUUUCCAUCUGGCUGUCCUCUUGCCUGGGGAAGUUGUACUGUCUUUUUUUUUUUUCUUUUUUGGUCUGACAAGAACUUAAUUGUGUGAGUGAUCCAUUCCAGAUCUAGACAUAACUCUCCCACCCUCUGACCCAGCCCAGAGACUAACUGUCACAGAACAGCAAAGGAACUGUUUGACCUUUUGUCCCUCUCAGACAGGAUCUGCCAGAAGCGCCCCUCUACAAUGUUAUACAUUCAUACUCUCUAUAAAUUGAAUCUAGACAUUCAGGCAUGACUGAACAGGCAUUGAAGAUGCAAUUGGUGAGAUGGAUUAACUCUACUCUUCUUUAAAUCUCUUGUUUCAGAUAAUUAUAGAUGAAAGAUGCUUAUUUGGAUUGGAUUGCUAUUUAUUCAUAUAUUUAUUUCAGUAAGUGGUGAGGCAAGAACAUAAAAAUGCAGAGUUGAAAGACAGAUUGGCCUGGAUUGCAUUGAUAAGAAAUGUGUGGAGCUUUCUGGCUUCUGAUCAAUAUUUGUAUUCAGUCUGCAAUCUAAAGUAUGUAUAAUAAAAAGAAAACAGGUGGGAGUAAUAUCUGAUUGUAGUUUCUUCCCAGUGUAUAGCCCAAAUUAAAAGAAAAAGCAUUAAGGACAGAAAAUAACCUUAAUCACCCGACACCAAAAUGAUUACUAGGACUUGCAUAAGAUCUUAUUAGAUCAUGGUCAACACACCUCUAGAAACCUAGACAUUCUGCCGGUACUAGGAGCCCUGGGUUGCCCUUCUGAUCAGCUAAGCCUACAGUUAGCUCUUAUGCAGUUUGGUUUGGAGUCCAAUGAAUUUAUAGCCAUUAUUAGCACACUGUGUGGGAGUUCCUAGGGGAACUUUGUAAAGAAGUCAAGAGUUUAGGUGGUUCCUAAACUGUCAUUCAGACAGCUAUUGAAUUAACAUAGCUCAUGACUCUUCAGUAACUUUAGGCUACUUCUUUACUGCUCAUAAUUGUUAUCAUUUGAGCGUUGCUUUACAGUUUACAAAAUGGCCUGACGUAUUCACAGUGUAUUAUA
Callorhinus ursinus (northern fur seal) is the source of this 5865-nucleotide messenger RNA. RefSeq names its product asparaginyl-tRNA synthetase 2, mitochondrial (gene NARS2). Gene Ontology annotation, biological process: asparaginyl-tRNA aminoacylation. NCBI's taxonomy places the organism in Eukaryota, Metazoa, Chordata, Mammalia, Carnivora, Otariidae. Gene Ontology annotation, cellular component: mitochondrion. The record is from RefSeq and is a predicted model, not a curated record. Gene Ontology annotation, molecular function: asparagine-tRNA ligase activity; nucleic acid binding; ATP binding.